Messenger RNA from Prionailurus viverrinus (fishing cat), 4330 nucleotides. RefSeq names its product zinc finger protein 345-like. The coding region runs from base 394 to 3012 and encodes 872 amino acids. Gene Ontology annotation, biological process: regulation of DNA-templated transcription. The transcript is spliced from 3 exons. Lineage: Eukaryota; Metazoa; Chordata; Mammalia; Carnivora; Felidae. The record is from RefSeq and is a predicted model, not a curated record.
GAGGGGGUGCCUGCGCCAGUGUAUGUCAUCGUUGACGGGCCAGAACGGUCACCGUGGAUGUCAGAGAAGCGGGUGAAUUUUGGCCCCGGGAUCGAGAAGGGCCAAGGCAAAUUUGGGGUGUUGCAGGUGACAGGAGAAAGGGAGGGGUCCCGGAAUGCCUGGGGGCUUUGGUCCUUUGAAGUAUAAUCUGCCAGUUAUUUGACGGGCAAAACUGAGUUUGUUUGAGAACCAAAGAGCACCGCAGUCUGGAACAAGCAAGCUGAGGCUGAACAGUAGGCCAGUCUGGAGGACGCGAGAGAGGGUGGUGUGACCUUCGAGGACAUUGCCAUCUACUUCUCCUGGAAGGAAUGGAGACUUCUUGAUGAGGCUCAGAGACGGCUGUACCAUGAUGUGAUGCUGGAGAACUUUACGCUUAUAUCCUCCCUGGGUUGCUGCUGUGGAGCAGAAGAUGCGGAGGCACCCCUUGAACAGAGCGUUUCUGUAGGUGUGUCACAGGCCAGCACGCCCAAGGCAGCUCUGUCUUCCCGGAAGACCCACCCCUGUGAGAUGUGCGGUCCGGUCUUGAGAGAUGUUUUCCGCCUGGGUGAGCACCAGGGAAAACCAAGCAGCAAGAAACUGUUGAGGUGUGGGGCAUGUGGAAAACGAUUUUACUUCAGCGUAAACUUUCAGCAGCAGCCGGACCAGCAUAUGGGAGAGAAACCAUUCAGAAGUAGUGUGGACACGGCCUCUUUUGUGAAGGAAUAUGGAUUCCAUGAUUUAGAAAAGCGCUUUACAUGUAUAGAGGUUCAGAAGGAUUUCAUGCCUGGCUCAGGGCAUCUGCAGCAAGAGGCCACUCAUACUGGAGAAAAGCCAAACACAAUCAGCCAGUGCAGGGAAACUUUACAGAGUAGUCAAGGUCAUUACACUUGGGGAGAAUGCAAGGAAGCCUUUGGUCCCGAGCAUACACCUGUUCAGGAUCAGGGUAUGCAGCCUGGACGACCGUGUUAUGUGUGCAGUGAAUGUGGGAAAACAUUCAGGUACAAAUCUUUAUUGACUAUCCACCAGAGAUUCCAUACUGCAGAAGGACAUCAGGAGUUUGGUACAGGUAGAAAAUCCAUUAGGCAAAGGUCUGUCCUUAGUCAAAAUGGAAGGGCUCACACUGGGUCUAGGCAGUACACGUGCAGCAAAUGUGGGAAAUCCAUAAGCCACAAAUCUGUGCUUCUUCAUCCCCAGAGAGGGCACAGUGGAGAAAAUGUUUAUGUUUGCAGUGGAUGUUCAAAAUCCUUUAGCCAUAGUUCAGUUUUAAUUAGUCACAGGGUUCAACCUAGAAAAAGGCCUUAUAAGUGUGGUGACUGUGGAAAAUGUUUUACCUCUAUGUCUAUUCUCAGUUAUCAUCAGAGAACUCACAGAGGGGAAAAACCUUAUCAGUGCAUGGAAUGUGGGAAGUCUUAUAUCUCCAGUACUGGCCUCCGUUAUCAUCGCAGGGUUCACACUAGAGAAAGGCCUUAUAAGUGCCAUGAAUGUGGCAAAUCUUUUUUCUCUACUUCUGACCUCCAUUAUCAUCACAGAGGUCACAGUACAGAAAAGCCUUAUCAGUGCAAUGUAUGUGGCAAGUCCUUUCUCCGAAGAAACGUCCUCAAUGCACACAUAAAAAUUCACUCAAGUGAAAGGCCUUAUAAGUGUAAUGAAUGUGGGAAAUCUUUUAAGUGUAAGGCGACAUUCAUUAAACACCAGAGAGUUCACACAGGAGAAAGACCUUAUGAAUGCAGUGAUUGUGGAAAAUCAUUUAGUACAAGUUCUGUCCUUCGUUCUCACCAGAGAAUUCACACUGGGGAAAGGCCUUAUGAAUGUAGGGAAUGUGGGAAAUCUUUUACCACUAGUUUUGUCCUCCAUAAUCACCAGAGAGUUCACACUGGAGAGAGGCCUUAUGAAUGCAGUGAAUGCGGCAAAUCUUUUACUGCUAGUUCUGCCCUCCACUAUCACCAGAGAGUUCACACUGGAGAGAAGCCUUAUGAGUGUAGUGAAUGUGGCAAAUCUUUUACCACUAGUUCUGCCCUUCAGUGUCAUCAGAGAGUUCACACUGGAGAAAGGCCUUAUGAGUGCAGUGAAUGUGGGAAAUCUUUUACCACUAGUUCUGUCCUCCAUGAACACCGGAGAGUUCACACUGGAGAAAGGCCUUAUGAGUGCAGUAAAUGUGGGAAAUCAUUUACUGCUACCUCUGCCCUCCGUUAUCACCAGAGAGUUCACACUACAGAGAGGCCUUACGAGUGCAGUGAAUGUGGCAAAUCUUUUUUCUCUGGGUCUGAUCUCCAGUGUCACCAGAGACUUCACACUGGAGAAAGGCCUUAUAAAUGCAGUGAAUGUGGCAAAUCCUUUCUCCGAAGAAACAGCCUCAAUGUACACAUAAAACUUCACUCAGGUGAAAGGCCUUAUAAAUGUAAUGAAUGUGGGAAAUCUCUGAACUAUAAGUCGACAUUCAUUCAACACCAGAGAAUUCACACAGGAGAAAAGCCUUACCUAUGCAAUGAAUGUGGAAUGUCUUUUAGUCAUAGUCGUGCCCUACGGAUUCAUCGUCACUGUCACCUUGAAAGAAGUCCUUAUGAGUGUAGUCAGUGUGGGAAAUCUUUUACUUCUAAUUCUUCCUUCAUGUCACACCAGAGAAUUCACACUGGAGAAAAGCCUUACGAGUGCAGUGAAUGUGGGAAGGCUUUCACUGCUCGUUCUCUCCUCCGUUCUCACCAGAUUGUUCAUACUGAAGAAAAGCCUUAUGAAUGCAGUGAAUGUGGCAAGUCCUUUCCCCGAAAAACUACGCUCAAUGCACACAUAAAGGUUCACUCAGCUGAACGGCCUUAUAAGUGUAAUGAAUGCGGGAAAUCAUUGAAGUAUAGAUCCACAUUCAUAAAACACCAGAGAAUUCACACAGGAGAAAGGCCUUAUGAGUGCAGUGAAUGUGGGAAGGCUUUUAUCAGUCAUCCAGCUCUUAUUUAUCACCGCAAGAGUGCACACAGGAGAAAGGCCUUAGGAGUGCUCUGAAUCUGGAAAACCUUUCAGCUAAAUCUCCAGACUUACUCAACAUGAGAAAGUACACAGUAAAAAAUGUCUUUAUUGGUGACAUGAUGACCUGAAUGCUCAUGUUCACUAAAAUUUCUAUGUUGAAUACCCAUUCUGAUGGAAUAGUAUUAACAGGUGAUAUCUUUGGGAGGUAUUUCAGUUGAGAAUGGUCAGAAGUGUGGAACACUCAUGAGUGGGGUUAAUAUCAUAAUAUCUCUAAAGCAAGUUUCCUUCCCCUAUCAGUCAUGUGAGGACCCUUGAGAAGAUGAUCUAUAAAUCAGGAAGCUGGUGCACCAGUCACAGACCCAGGCCAUAUGCGGAAUGGUAGGUCAGAUAUACAGCCUCUACAACUGGGAAACUUCUUGUUUGUUUACAAGCCCCCUCCUUUGUGAUAUUUUGUUAGAGCAGCCUGAGCUGAGACAAAUAUGAAGAAUAUGGAUAAUCUUUUGACCAAAGAUAGAGUUUUGAAAUCCGAAUUCACCUUGGAUCAGGGCCUCAUGGGUGAGGUACAUGACCAUUCCUUUAGUCCAGUGAUCUGUCUUCAUUCCACGCUCGGAGGUCACACUGCAGAAAGAAUUUAAAGUAGCAGAGAAGGUGAUGUUUCCUUGCUUCGUGUAAUCACAGUGGAGGAGAACCGUUUGCGAGGCAGACACCUACCUGAGUUGAACUUUGUUCACCUGAAUGUCCAGAGGGGAGUGGCUUACCAUAAUUUGAAGCUAUUUCAGAAAAAUACAGAAGCUGCGUUGUGCUUUUGCUGUGUUUGGAGUCCUUGCUCGAUUGAAAUCACUGCCAGUUUCUGUAGCAAAAGUCACUUCACCCCUGCCACUUGCCAGGUUCGCAUCAUGUGUAUCAGCCACCACCCACCGUGCUCAAGCAUGCUGACCUCUGCGCUUUGUCAUUGGCGACGGACAUUGUGGGUAAUUGGAACUCCUUGUUCCCUUCUAAGUCAGGACGUGGAUGUGACCCAGUGUUGACCCUCCUACCUGAACUGAGUUUGGGGUGGUGUCUUGCAGAGAGGCUGAGUCUCUUAGGACGUUGUUGGUCUCCUGAUGUUUGUGAUCAAUGUGUGCAGCACCCAAGUCGCCAGCACAGGAAUUUGGUGCCACGUUUUGCUCUGGUUUAUGCAUUAAUAAAUGCCUUUUUUGUUUAAUUACCUUUAACCUUAUGUGUUGUAUUCACUCAAAGGGGUUCUUUGAGAGCAGAAUUGGCGUCUGCCAGCAUGAAGAAGUGAACAGAUUUCAUUGCAUCCCAAACUUACUGUGUCUUGGAUAAUUGUAAAUAAAAAAAUAACUACGACACA